Botrytis fragariae is the source of this 618-nucleotide messenger RNA. RefSeq names its product putative duf431 domain-containing protein. Gene Ontology annotation, molecular function: protein-arginine omega-N monomethyltransferase activity. The transcript has 4 exons. Bases 1 to 618 code for a protein of 205 amino acids. The record is from RefSeq and is a predicted model, not a curated record. Gene Ontology annotation, biological process: peptidyl-arginine methylation. NCBI's taxonomy places the organism in Eukaryota, Fungi, Ascomycota, Leotiomycetes, Helotiales, Sclerotiniaceae.
AUGACCCCAAAAACCUACAUCGUCGAGCACCUCGAUGACGAACUUGGACCAUGGUCUGAGCUUGAAUAUAUCACCAUAGCCAAAGAGUCCAAUCAGGCGGGUGCAAAAUUUUGCUUGUCGUCAAUUCCUCCCACCUUGGCCAUACCCGAGGUCUUAAAGGCCGUGCCGGGUUUCACUGCAGAUGGCCGCAGUGUCGAAACCUUAUAUGUCGAAAACAAGUCUCGUGUGUGCUUGCUUGAUCCAGCAGCCACUAAGGAGUUAAGUCCAGAAGAUGGCGACCUGUUUGACGUUUUCCUUUUUGGCGGAAUCUUAGGAGAUGAUCCACCUAGAGAUCGAACUUCUGAACUGCGAAAGAAAGGCUUCGAAGGCCGUCGGCUUGGCCCCAUCCAAUUGACAACUGAUACUGCAGUUCGUUGUACAAGAAUGGUUACUCAGGAUAAAAUUCCGUUGGACAAGAUCCCUUACGUUGACUACCCAGAACUUCGGGUCAACAAGAAUGAAAGUACAGAGAUGCCUUUUCGUUACGUGAAGGACGCCGAGGGAAACCCCAUCAUGCCAGAGGGAAUGGUUGAACUUAUUAAGAAAGACACGGAAAAGGGAUUUGGUGACAUGUUUUAG